Osmerus eperlanus (European smelt) is the source of this 2381-nucleotide messenger RNA. RefSeq names its product zinc finger protein OZF-like. The transcript has 2 exons. The coding region runs from base 78 to 1760 and encodes 560 amino acids. Gene Ontology annotation, biological process: regulation of transcription by RNA polymerase II. The record is from RefSeq and is a predicted model, not a curated record. Gene Ontology annotation, molecular function: DNA-binding transcription factor activity, RNA polymerase II-specific. Gene Ontology annotation, cellular component: nucleus. Lineage: Eukaryota; Metazoa; Chordata; Actinopteri; Osmeriformes; Osmeridae.
AACGCGCAUGAAGAAGGAGAAAGCUAAUUUCAUCGAACCACAGUUUUGUAAAUUAUACGAGGUUUUUAACCACCAAAAUGUCUCAACUAAAUGUGUUCAGGAAUUUUAUCAAUGAGCGAUUAACAACGUCAGCUUUAGAGAUAUUCGCAGCCGCUGAAAAAUUGUUUGCCGAGUUCGAAGAGGAGAUUUGUCGUUCAAAGGAGAAGAGCACGCGACUGCAACGCUUGUUGGACAUUGUUACUCAACCUGAGAUCAAGCUUCACCGAACAGAUGUGCAGCAGCUCUCUCUCCCGGAACCCCAACAGAUUAAAGAGGAACAGGAGCUCUGGACCAGUCAGGAGGAAGAGCAGCUCCAAGGACUGCAGUCUGAAACUACACACUCCAUGUUCACUUCUACCAGUGUGAAACACGACUGGGAUCAGGAGGGCUUUUCUGAAUGUUCACAUCUUGACCAAACUGUUAAAGUAGAGAACAGAGAAGGAGACUCUCUACCCAGCAACACAACUGAGGAGCAAAUCAAAGCAGAGCCUGAUGGACAAGACUAUGCAGCACCAGAACCAGGCAGUGACUCUCAGCCCCUCUCUGUUGUAUUUCCAGACUGUUCUACAGCUCAGAGUUUGGAGGAGGAAGAACAUGAAGGAGUGCUGCUUCUUCUGAACAGAACACAAGACAAUGAGGCUCUGCCAAGGGAACAUAUGCCACAGAGACGUCACACCGGAAAAACAAAACAUCAGUGUCAACAAUGUAACAAAACUUUUAGUGGAAAAGGUGCUUUGGUUUUUCAUAUGAGGAAACACACAGAAGAUAAAUCCAAUCACUGUAAACAAUGUAACAAACCGUUUGCUAAGAAGGGUAAUCUGGUUCAACACAUGAAGACACACACAGGAGAGAGACCUUUUCAAUGCCAGGAAUGUAGCAAACUAUUUGCUCGAAGGGAUACUCUACGUUUACACAUGAGGACACACACAAGCGAGAAACCAUAUAAGUGUCAACAAUGUAACAAAUCAUUUUGUCGUCCAUAUAGUUUGGUUGCGCACAUGAAGAAACACACAGGAGAGAAACCUUUUCAGUGUCAACAAUGUAACAAAACUUAUAGUGAAAAAAGUACUUUGUUUUUUCAUAUGCGGUUACACACAGGAGAAAAGCCUUAUCAGUGUCAACAAUGUAACAAACGGUUUCCUCGGAAGGGUAAUCUGGCUAUUCAUAUGAGGACACACACAGGAGAGAAACCAUAUAAGUGUCAACAAUGUAACAAAUCAUUUAGUCGUCCAUAUGGUUUGGUUGCGCACAUGAAGAAACACACAGGCGAGAAACCUUUUCAGUGUCAACAAUGUAACAAAACUUAUAGUGAAAAAAGUACUUUGUUUUUUCAUAUGCGGUUACACACAGGAGAAAAGCCUUAUCAGUGUCAACAAUGUAACAAACGGUUUCCUCGGAAGGGUAAUCUGGCUAUUCAUAUGAGGACACACACAGGAGAGAAACCAUAUCAAUGUCAACAAUGUAACAGACAGUUUUCAAUGAAUAGUAGUUUGGUUGUGCACAUGAGGACACACACAGGAGAGAAACCAUAUCAAUGUCAACAAUGUAACAGACAGUUUUCAAUGAAGUGUAAUCUUGUUGUGCACAUGAGGAUACACACAGGAGAGAAACCUUAUCAAUGUCAGAAAUGUAGCAAACACUUUUCUAAAAGUAGUUAUCUGUAUGCACACAUGAGGACACACGUUUUUCGGACAGAGCUUCCUCCUUUAUCUUACCAUUAAGAGUUCUCUUAAAUAGCAGUAAAAGUUCUUCAGCAGAGUUUCCUCCAAAAACAUAUUCUCAAAGCUGCUGAGACUGGUGGGAAUGGGGAGAAAUGUUGAGCUAAAACAAUGGAACUUGUUGCUAUGGAUGAUGUCAAGAAGCUUACUAACUAUGCCCACAGUGAUUGGCUAAUAGGGGGAUGGAUCUCUGUAAAUGAUUUCAUUAUAGGAAUAUUGUAUGAGAUAUUAAACAAAGGAACUUGUUGCUAUGGAUGAUGUCAAGAAUCAGAGGGGGGUCAGAUGGCUGAGCGGUCAAGGAAACGGGCUAUUAAUUGGAAGGUUGCCGGUUCGAUUCCUUGGCCGUGGCAGAUGACUGUGUCCUUGGGCAAGGCAAUUCACCCUACUUGCCUCGGGGAGGAUGUUCCUGUACUUACUGUAAGUCGCUCUGGAUAAGAGCGUCUGUUAAAUGACAAUGUAAAUGUAAGAAGCUUACUAACUAUGCCCACAGUGAUUGGCUAAUAGGGGGAUGGAUCUCUGUAAAUUAUUUCAUCAUAGGAAAUAUUGUAUGAGGUAUUAUGUUGCAAUAUGUAAAGAUUUAGAUAGCACUUUUUUUCUAUGUUCAAAUAAAGAUGUUCAUUUGUA